Xiphias gladius (swordfish) is the source of this 1577-nucleotide messenger RNA. RefSeq lists its product as uncharacterized. The record is from RefSeq and is a predicted model, not a curated record. The transcript has 4 exons. Bases 82 to 312 code for a protein of 76 amino acids. NCBI's taxonomy places the organism in Eukaryota, Metazoa, Chordata, Actinopteri, Istiophoriformes, Xiphiidae.
UCUGGCAUUCCAAAAAAAGAGAAACCGACAAAAAAAAAAAGCGAGGAGAGAGUCAAAGCUCGAAGGUCGAAGCUGAGGGCCAUGGCUCGUGGGCAGCAGAAGAUUCAGUCCCAGCAAAAGAACGCCAAAAAGGCAGCGGAGAAGAAGAAAUCUCAGGGCGCUGACCAGAAAACUGCAGCCAAGGCCGCUCUGGUCCACACCUGCCCUGUCUGCCGGACUCAGAUGCCUGACCCCAAGACUUUUAAGCAGCACUUUGAGAGUAAACACCCCAAGUCCCCCAUGCCCCCUGAGCUGGCAGACGUUCAGGCAUAAACGACUGCCAACUGGACUGGAGCUGAACCUGAACCUGGAUACGCUAUGACCAUGGAUUAAAAGUUGAAUUGCGGCGCCUGAAGGAUGUUGAUGACGAACACUUGGACCCAUCAGUAUUCAUGGACAACGGGUUGGGAUGGAGGGAGGGGAUGGAUGUGUGUAUGUGCUGUGUACGUACAUGUGCGUUUGCGUAAGAGAAAACGGUAAUGAUGGGGCAGUAGUACACCAGCAGCCCAUUUUUUAUAUUUAUUGUGUACAACUACCUUGCUAUUCCAGAUUGGGGGGGCAGAAAGCAGAACCAGCAAGAUUGCCUUCUAACACUGAAUAAAAAUAAUCUUGUGACUAAUGAUGGGGAGGGUUGACAAGUCUGAAAAAUGUACAAUGAGAAGUGAAAAAAAACAACAAAACUUUUGAAUGUGUGACUAGCUAACAGCUGGUUGUGCUUAGUUAAACACUGUGUCGUCCAGAGGCACAUUCAAAGCCCACACUAUAGAUUUCAUCACUCAUCCUCAGUGGACAUGGCCCUGCUGUUGGGUUAAAAUUUUUGAACUCAAAUCAUUUUAGUUUCCUUUUGCAUGAGUAGAGGGUAUUCACAUGAUGUCGCCAUCCAUGCGUACCCUCCAAAGAAGAUAAAUAUGAGUUUCAUGACCAUUGGCCUCUUAAAAUGAAUAAAAUUCCAGUGUGUAAUUGCAGAAUUUAUGGGUGUUGUUGUUGAAAUGCAGGAUAUUAGUUACUCAAACUAUUUUUGAAGAUUCAUAGUUAUUGUCCAAUAAGAGCGACAGACUCUAACAGCUUUGCCUCCUCUGUGCUGCUGCUCCACGGGUGUCCUAACUCAGUAACACCUUACAACAGUACCUCACGUUAGACCACACAGCAAGUUUCAUAGUAUGUUCUUUUUUUCCCCAAAAAAAUUCUCGUACUUCUCAUUUUAAUGUCAUCCUCCUCCGGCACGCUUCCCUGAAUAAUCUUGGCAAUAAACACCAUCUUUGUCCCACUUCAGUAAAACCAGGACAAGAAUUGUUUUGGAAACCAAGUGCUAAUUUUGUCCUUAAACCUCUGUAAAAAACACACAAACAGUUCUGUGCCCAUUGAUGCUUUCAGCUAUAGUUUGAAUGUUCGAAAGAAUUAUAAGUAGCCCCAAGGACUGAAAAUUUAGAUUUAAUUCAAUAACUGCCAAAAUGAUUAUUCACUGUUCUUUUGGUUCUUCAUAUGUUCACUAGUAGGCAAAAACUUCAUGAAUUUGCUUUCACUGUAUUUUUUUUUUU